Colletotrichum spaethianum is the source of this 3066-nucleotide messenger RNA. Its product is annotated as U3 small nucleolar RNA-associated protein 20. The coding region runs from base 1 to 3066 and encodes 1021 amino acids. The transcript has 3 exons. Gene Ontology annotation, cellular component: nucleolus; small-subunit processome; 90S preribosome. NCBI's taxonomy places the organism in Eukaryota, Fungi, Ascomycota, Sordariomycetes, Glomerellales, Glomerellaceae. The record is from RefSeq and is a predicted model, not a curated record.
AUGCCUUCCACUUCGUCUGGGCGCAUCACAAAGUCCCAUAAGGGCAAGUAUUCAACUCCUCACCAAAAGAACCACCGGUGGGAGUCCUUCGCUGCCAAAAUCUCGAAACUCAACGCGCUCGAUCCCCUGCGAAAAGUCCGCCGACACGACCUCGAUGCCGAAGACCUCGAAUCCACGACCUCCUACUUCCGCAAUGGCCUUCAAAGAUGGGGAGAACUCAACAUCUCCAAGGGCUUCAACGACUUCAAGAGGCAAGCCUUGCCUGUGAGCGAGAGUCUGGCCCAGAUUUUGCACUUUGAGGAGAAGAUCUUCGGCUUGCUGGAGGAAUCGCUGGCGAAACAAGAGAAAGAGGCAUUGGAGCCGCUGCUGGAGCUCCUCACAGCGUUUGCGCAUGAUAUCGGCACACGCUUCGAGAAGUAUUAUGCAAAGUCUCUGGAUCUCAUCAUCGCCAUUGCGGGCAAGCCCCAGGACGCCGACGUUAUCGAAUGGACUUUCGCGGCCCUUGCCUUCCUCUUCAAGUACCUAUCGAGGCUCAUAGUGCCUAACUUGCGGCCAACUUACGAUGUCGUGGCGCCACUCCUGGGAAAGGCUCGCCAUCCCCCUCACAUUGCCCGUUUCGCCGCCGAAGCUAUGAGCUUUCUGAUCAAGAAGGCCGCUGCGCCAGCGAACCGAGAGACCGCUCUCGUCGCAAUUGUCAGCCACGCAAGAGACGACCUUCGGAGCAUGGUCGGUGAACGUCAAUUCCAACUAUACCAAGACGGUCUCAUGACCAUGUUCUCCGAGGCGAUCAAAGGCCCUGGUCAGACCAUCCACUCGACCGGCCCGGCCGUUCUUGCAGCUUUGAUGAAGGCGAUUCCCGAGACGGAAGCUGAUCUCACACCAACUACGACAUGGACUGAUCUCGUUUGCGGUGUUUUGACCAGCAUCACCCACCACUCCAACGACAAGGACCUCGCUCCUGUGCUUGAGGCGAUGCAAGAACAAGUGCAGGAGGCUUUGAGCGAUUCUAAGCCGAACAAGACAUGGAAGUUUGUCCCACAAGUCAGGGUGCUUGGCACGGCCGCCGGUGUCCGACACGGAUCUCGAAUCAGCAACUGGACUACCCUGGUGGAGAACCUUACCGCAAUGUUGGACUCGAUGGCACAGCACUCUCCCGAAGCGACGGAGGAUAAGCUGGGCCUUGUAUGGAAACAUGUGAUUGUCAACGCUGCAAUCGUCUGGCACCAAGCGCCGAUAGAUGCUUUGAUUCCCUCGAUCAAGGACUUCAUGACUGCUCUACAGAGGGAGCGCCUCAUGAGAUGGUACAUCCCCUUCUGUGCAUACUUCUCGAACCUCGACUCUACACGUUUCCGAAGUCUUUUCCAGACCUACUUCCAAAGAUUUAUUGUCAGCCACUGGUCUGACGGCAACAAUGAAGACAUGCUGUGUGUAUUCCUACCGCGUAUGGUCCAAAAUGGCAGUUUGCCUUCACCAGGAGGCAAGGAGACUUGCAAUCUUCCGCGCAGCUGGCAGGACCAGAUUGUGUCGAAGUUCGAACGUCUUGAGGCAUCUCCUUUCCCUGAACGUGGGGCGUACGAUAAGGACCCUCAGACAUGGCGCGACAGAUGUUUGCCAAAAUACUCGGCGCUGCUGGACUUGCUGUUCUCUACGACCGUUCACCCCUCGGCCAACGCCAAGAUCGCGGAACUUCUGCUUAGGAAGCUGAGGCUUGCGCUCAAGCCGUCCUCAACGCUGGCGUCCGACGAGGUGCAUUUCAGUAUCAGUCAAGGCUUCCAUGCCUAUCUGCGCAUGAGCAAAGCAGCAGGUCCAGUGGACCCUGCGUUGAACCCGCUUCUCCGGGCUGCUUUGCCCAGAUUCAGCCGCUCAGUAGGCUUUUUGGAGGCGUAUCUUACUUACACCGAGGCCACAAAAAGCCAACCCUCCCUUGCGGAUCGCCAUAACAGUGAUAGCAGCGAGGGCUCAACAGAAGAGGACCCGGUCGUUCAGGCGCUCAUUGAGAACCUUUCGGCUCCUUCUCAUGAUCUUCGCCUUGCAUCUCUGAGGAUUCUCCAACAAUUCGAGUCAACUCCGGACGAGCUCCAAUGCCACACCCUUAUGCUGGAUAUUGAACAUACAGCCAUGGACUUGUCCAGCCUCAGAAAUGUUGCCAUGCACCUUCGCAAGCUUGGUCAAAACUACUCACAGUUGAAAGAUAAUUCGUGGCUGAUAAAGGCGAUUCCCUCCUUCAUGUUCGGCAUGUUGACAAUCAAGCUGUCGCCCUUGUGGGAUGACACAAUCACCGCACUCAAGCUUGUUGGGGAGUCCAAGAAGGGCGAGGAGGCCAUCACUGCGACAGCCUUCAACUGGCUUGAAACACCCUCUCCCAGGUGGUCUGGGCCAGGUGGCCAGUCUACGCUCCAGAACCGUCAAGCGAUUACCGACUUUGACUGCCGACACGUGCAACAGCUUUGGGGCAUGGCUGAUCAUGUUGAGGAGGUGGUGAACAACGCCAUCGACCUUAUGCUCAAGUCAUUCGACGAGCAACAGCAAACUGUUGACGCUCACGCCAGUAAUGCACGUGCGCAGGCUCUGAAGGUCCUCACCGCGAUGCCUCACUUGGCGGAGAAGCGUUCUCGCAAGCUUGUACCGUCGUUCCUGGCCUGGGCCGCUGCCGACGAAGACUCCUCCGACAGCCAAGAGGACGAGGAAGUCCAGGCCAAGGGCGAAGACUGGUCGCUUCAGGAUCGUAAGGCGCUCAUUGGCGUCUUCGCUCUUUUCAUCAACCCCAAGGUGCUCUAUCAGAACGAGAGAGUUUACCGCGCACUUCUCCAUCUUAUGGAGAAUGGUGACGUAGAGGUCCAAAAGCUGGCUCUGAAAGCCAUUCUUGCAUGGAAGCAGGAUGGUGUACGACCUUACCAGGAAAAUUUGGAGUACCUCCUCGACGAGGCCAGAUUCAAGAAUGAAGUCACCGUUUUCCUCCAGGGAGAGUCGGCCAUCAGACCCGAGCACCGGGAAGAGUUGAUGCCCGUUCUCCUCAGGCUCUUGGCGUUGCUAGCGGCCGACAUGGCCUUCAAGCUACUCGUUUGA